This is a messenger RNA of Paramisgurnus dabryanus, 3703 nucleotides long. RefSeq names its product fidgetin-like protein 2. The record is from RefSeq and is a predicted model, not a curated record. Lineage: Eukaryota; Metazoa; Chordata; Actinopteri; Cypriniformes; Cobitidae.
AACGUGGAGUUGAAGCCGAGAAAAAAGACAAAAAGAGUGAGUGUGAAGGCAUGGCAGUGUAAGCUUGGGAUAUACUUAUAACUGUUAUACGCAAAUGACGAUACUUAGAGAGGCAUGAAUGAUGAACAAUGGUAAAACAAAUACUGCAUACCAAUAGCCCAUAUGCAGUCAACUCACAAAAUCGACCCACUGAAUCGGAAUUGAAGUAAAAACAGCAUGGUGUGGUAAUGAUGCAGUGGUCACCCGAGUGGGCGGAGCAGCACUACGAUGUCUCCUCAACCACAUCACCACCAGUUCACCCCAAGCCCCUCCCAUUUCCACAGCCUAGUCGUCCCGGGUUCUCGGGCUACACCGACGAUAUCAGCGCCCUGAGUGCUUCUAGCUUGCUGAAGCGAUACGCUGAGAGGUAUUCCUUCAGUUCGGCCCUACCAGAGCAUGGAAGUUUCCUGAGAAGUGAGCAGCAUCAGGAGGCGUGGCCUGUGGGAUACGGUGCAGAGGGUCCACCUGGUUUAGAUGCAUUAAAGGGGAAUGGAAGUGAUCUUACAGAACAACAGUACAGCGGUGGCCCAUCACCUCAGGAUUACCCUUCAUCUUACAGUAGCCAACACCUGCUCCCCAAACCAUCCUAUCUCCCAUCACCAGCGUUUGCCUUACCAUCUGCCUACCUGCCACCUGCACCGGCCUAUGCUUAUCCACAGCAGUGCAGCCUUACGGCCGGUUAUUCACACGGUACGCCGCCUUUGCUGCCCUCCGGCCUGCACACACCUACGCCUCUGAACGCCACCCUCCACAGUCCUUCGGAUCCUCUGCGCAACCGGAAGUUCGGAUUCGACCAAUCCAAAACCGCCAGAGUGUCUCCUUACACGAUCAGGGACAAGAGUGAUCGGCAGAGCGCUGACGGAAACGAAAGCUGCGGGACGGACGCACCGAGCUUCCGCCCGGAAAGACUGUCGGCAGAUAUUGAGGGGAAGACUAGUAAUGUACAGCCUUUAGAGACAAGGUCUUAUGGAGGCCCAGGACAGUACACAUAUCCUUAAAUCUACUUAAAGGAAAACACCACCGUUUUUCAAUAUUUAAUUAUGUUCUUACCUGAACUUACCUGAUGAAUUAAUACAUACCUGUAUUUUUUCAAUGCGUGCACUUUUAUUCUUUGUACAGCAUUUCUUGAAUGUGUUAGCAUUUAGCCUAGCCCCAUUCAUUCCUUUGGCUCCAAAUAAAAGUUUUAUUUUGUGCCACCAUACUUACUCGUGCAACUACUUAUGUAACAGUCUUUAAAUAGGGAAAACAUGGAAGUGUUUGGUGGCUUCUAAAUUCAGUCCUGUUUGGAUCCUAAGGAAUGAAUGGGGCUAGGCUAAAAGCUAACACAUUUACGAUGCGCUGUAUGUAUUAAUUUGUCUAAGUUGAGGUAAAAACAUAGUAAAAUAUUGAAAAACGGUGAUGUUUCCCUUUAAAGCGAUGUUCCAGGCAAGUAUCAAAAUUACCCCAUGAUGUACUCACCCUCAAGCAAUCUGAAAUACAUAUGUUUAUCAUCUUUCAGACACAUUUUGAGUUAUUUAAGUAAAUGUCCUUGCUUUUCCAAGUUUAUAGUUGGAGAUAAUUGGGAUUAGGAACAACUUUUGACAUUGAAGGCCAAAAAAGAGCAUUCAUCCUUUACAGAAGUAAUCCACACGGCUCUAAGGGGUUAAUAUAAGUCUUUUGCAGUUAAUCUAUGCGAUAUUGUAAGAAAAAUAAAAAUUUUUUAACUUUAUAAACUAUAAUGACUAGCUUCCGGUACCGAUGCCAACUUGGACUUGGAUUCACGAGAGGCGCUGCACAACAAACCCAUGGCAAGCAACGCUCAUCCCGCUAAAACUCUUGCAUAAAUCGUGUGACGCCAAGAUGGUGCCGUUACCGGAAGCUAGUUAUUAUAGUUAAUAAAGUUUGAAAUCUGAAUCUUCCUUACAUUGAUUACCUCAAAAAGACCUUUUUAUUAACCCAUCGUAGCCAUUUGGGUUACCUAGGUGAAGGAUUUUUGGGGGUUUGCAAUCAGUUGUUGUUCCCUGAUCCCUGUUUUCUACCAUUAAAAAGCUUUAAAGAGCAAGGAUAAUUACUCAAAUCACUCCAAAUGUGCUUGUCUGACAGAUGAUGGACGUAUGUAUCCUGGAUUGCUGGAGUAUCCCUUUAAGUCAAUUAAUUAUCCCCGUGUUUGAGCUGUCUCAAGUGAAAAUAACUUGCACUGACAUAUCUUUAAAUAUGCCAAUGCCAUUGAUUUGUCUUAAGAUGCACACCUUUAAUGUCUUUUCUAUAGCAUGUUUGUAAAAGCUGCUUAAACAUCUUAAUUUAACUAAGGCCUAGUCCUGGCUUUAGCUAAGCUUUGUCUGUGAAACCACACCUAGGUGUUUUAGUGUCACAAUUAACAAUAUUUCAACAUAGGGCUGGGCAGUAUAUCCAGUUUUGGUAAUAUAUCUGUAUUAUUUCCCGGCGGGAUACGAGAUGAGACAAUACCAUCGGUAUACUCUAAUAUGCACAUGAUAAUAUUUUCUGUGAUUAGUAACCUGAUUUAAAUUUGAAUCAGAUUGUUAACACAGACACAGACUCUUUUGUAUCAUAUUUUGACACUGUUGCAUUCCUUAUGACCUGAAAUCAGGCUUUCUUUUUUAUUUCAUCCUUUUCCUCAUACUCUAUAAUUAUGCCGUGCAGUGAAGCACAUUAUGGUGACAAGCGCUAAUCCACCGCUUCAAUCAAUGAAAUCCAAACCAAAGACUGAAAGGGUGGAAUGGAAAACGAAGAUGAAAGAGAAAUAAGGAUUUAUACUCAGUAUCAAGAAAAUAUUUAGGUUGUUUUUUUUUUGGUGGGGUUCUCUUAAAAAAAAGAUAACAUUACUGAAUGAUCAGUAUUUUAAUACUACACAUGAAUGUUUUACGUAUGAGUGUGAUAUAAGGUUUUACAUGUAUUAUUAGUAAGUGUGUCGGUUGUGAUUGUCAGUGUUUUUCAAAAUGAUUAUUGAUUAUAAAGACUCGUUUUAGGAAUAAGAGCUAAGAUUAAUCUGUACCCAUUGAAUGUAAAUCUGAUUUUCCUCAGGAAUUGUGAAUGAAGCCAUACUUUUAUAUUAUACAGAUAUUUGAGUUUGACAGAAGUUUGUGUAUUUAGCUUAGAUUCUUUAUGUUCUCUAAAUGUGACAUUGGGUACGUUCUUAUAAAGUCCUUAAUGUCAUAUUCGUAAAACUCAGCCAGUAAACAUUAAUAACAAAUAAAAUGCAUUUUUACAGAAGGCGUAUAUCCAACAGCUUUCACAGCACUGUUUAAACGAAUAUAUGUGCUUUACUGUUCCCCUAUUGUGACUUUUACUAUGGAAACCCUCUGAGCUGUCCCAGCCCCCUAAAGCUGAUCACUGGAUGUGCUUUCCUCUAACCCUUUGACCUCCACCCAUUCUGUUUUAAAGGAGGUAUGUGAAAGAAUAAAGAUCUUUUGUUUUGGUGAGGUAAGCAGGGCAUACACUGAAAUGUACAAACGUAACCUAAAAUGACAGUACGGUUAAUAUUAAAAUGUAAACUGGUUUGUUUUUAACACUUGCAAAUGCAAUAUAUUGUAGUAGGGGGCAAUGUAAAAAAAGUAUUAAAAUGAUCUACCUCACUUUUACGAUACUGUACGUUCAGAAUAUGCAAUUGUGUGUUACAUGCCUAAAUGUCUACCUCAAGAAAAAUACAUGCAAUAAAAAUGUUAUA